Molecule: messenger RNA, 2628 nt
Organism: Coregonus sp. 'balchen'
Lineage: Eukaryota; Metazoa; Chordata; Actinopteri; Salmoniformes; Salmonidae
Source: the annotation of a GenBank genome assembly
ACUCGUAUGGUCCAUGAGAUGGGCCUGUGCAGUAACAAGAUGUUCUGCUACGCGGUGCUGGGUUCCAUCAUGGGCCAGCUGGCGGUCAUCUACUUCCCUCCACUGCAGAGUGUCUUCCAGACAGAGAGCCUCAGCAUCUUUGGUAAGAAAGACAUGUUAGCCCAUUGAGCUAAAGAUUUAAAACCCUAAGCCUUCCAGGGCCGCUAUAUUCAUAAAGCGUCUCAGAAUAGUUCUGAUCUAGGAUCAGUUUAGGCCUUUUAGAUUCAUAAUAAGUAAUUGAAGGGGUGCGUAUAUUUGUCCUGUUACACAGUGUUGAAAUGGAAAUGUGUGUUUUUGCAUAUCCCCAACUCCCCAUGAGACAUCCACAGGGAGGGGGGCGAAUCACGGCCAGAGGUUCACCAUUGUACAAAGCGCCCCACCCGGGAGGAAUUAGAGUUAAGUACCAUUGCCGAAGGGCACAGCGACAGAUUUUUCAACCUUGUCGACUCCGGUAUUCAAACCCUCGACCUUUCGGUCCACCCGGCCCUGGGCGUUCCUAACCUCUAGGGCUAACCUGGCCAGCCCUAAAUGAAAUGGACAGGGCUGGGGGACCUGAUCCUAUGUUCUAGACCUCUAGGCUACCUUCCGCCCUAAGGAAUGGACGGGGUGGGGAACCUGAUUUCUGUGUUCUAACCUCUAGCUACCUCGCCCUAAUGAUGGUAACCUCUAGGCUACCUGCCGCCCUAAUGAAUGGACGGGGGUGUGGGACCUGAUCCUGUGUUCUAACCUCUAGGCUACCUGCCGCCCUAAUGAAUGGACGGGGGUGGGGGACCUGAUCCUGUGUUCUAACCUCUAGGCUACCUGCCGCCCUAAUGAAUGGACGGGGGUGGGGGACCUGAUCCUGUGUUCUAACCUCUAGGCUACCUGCCGCCCUAAUGAAUGGACGGGGGUGUGGGACCUGAUCCUGUGUUCUAACCUCUAGGCUACCUGCCGCCCUAAUGAAUGGACGGGGGUGGGGGACCUGAUCCUAUGUUCUAACCUCUAGGCUACCUGCCGCCCUAAUGAAUGGACGGGGGUGGGGGACCUGAUUCUGUGUUCUAACCUCUAGGCUACCUGCCGCCCUAAUGAAUGGACGGGGGUGGGGGACCUGAUCCUGUGUUCUAACCUCUAGGCUACCUGCCGCCCUAAUGAAUGGACGGGGGUGGGGGACCUGAUCCUGUGUUCUAACCUCUAGGCUACCUGCCGCCCUAAUGAAUGGACGGGGGUGGGGGACCUGAUCCUAUGUUCUAACCUCUAGGCUACCUGCCGCCCUAAUGAAUGGACGGGGGUGGGGGACCUGAUCCUGUGUUCUAACCUCUAGGCUACCUGCCGCCCUAAUGAAUGGACGGGGGUGGGGGACCUGAUCCUGUGUUCUAACCUCUAGGCUACCUGCCGCCCUAAUGAAUGGACGGGGGUGGGGGACCUGAUCCUGUGUUCUAACCUCUAGGCUACCUGCCGCCCUAAUGAAUGGACGGGGGUGGGGGACCUGAUCCUGUGUUCUAACCUCUAGGCUACCUGCCGCCCUAAUGAAUGGACGGGGGUGGGGGACCUGAUCCUGUGUUCUAACCUCUAGGCUACCUGCCGCCCUAAUGAAUGGACGGGGGUGGGGGACCUGAUCCUGUGUUCUAACCUCUAGGCUACCUGCCGCCCUAAUGAAUGGACGGGGGUGGGGGACCUGAUCCUGUGUUCUAACCUUAGGCUACCUGCCGCCCUAAUGAAUGGACGGGGGUGGGGGACCUGAUCCUAUGUUCUAACCUCUAGGCUACCUGCCGCCCUAAUGAAUGGACGGGGGUGGGGGACCUGAUCCUGUGUUCUAACCUCUAGGCUACCUGCCGCCCUAAUGAAUGGACGGGGGUGGGGGACCUGAUCCUGUGUUCUAACCUCUAGGCUACCUGCCGCCCUAAUGAAUGGACAGGGGGUGUGGGACCUGAUCCUGUGUUCUAACCUCUAGGCUACCUGCCGCCCUAAUGAAUGGACAGGGGUGGGGGACCUGAUCCUGUGUUCUAACCUCUAGGCUACCUGCCGCCCUAAUGAAUGGACGGGGGUGUGGGACCUGAUCCUAUGUUCUAACCUCUAGGCUACCUGCCGCCCUAAUGAAUGGACGGGGGUGGGGGACCUGAUCCUGUGUUCUAACCUCUAGGCUACCUGCCGCCCUAAUGAAUGGACGGGGGUGGGGGACCUGAUCCUGUGUUCUAACCUCUAGGCUACCUGCCGCCCUAAUGAAUGGACGGGGGUGGGGGACCUGAUCCUGUGUUCUGACCUCUAGGCUACCUGCCGCCCUAAUGAAUGGACGGGGGUGGGGGACCUGAUCCUGUGUUCUAACCUCUAGGCUACCUGCCGCCCUAAUGAAUGGACGGGGGUGGGGGACCUGAUCCUACGUCAGCUCUCCUGUUCUGAGACAGGCCCUGGUCUGUUAGUGAUGGGGGUGACAGUUUAUAUGUGCUGUAGUAACAUUCCGUCCCUUCUUCCCUUCCAGACCUGCUGUUCCUGGUGGGCCUCACGUCCUCUGUCUGCGUGGUCUCUGAGGCCAUAAAGUGGAUCGAGAGGUGGAGAGGAGUGAGGGAGAGGAGAACCACAGUGGCUGAAGAAGACUCCUUCCACGAUGUAUGA